AUGGAGAGGCGCCGACGUCCUGCGGUAUCGUGUUUCCUGUGUCGCAAACGGAAGAUACGAUGUAAUCGCGAACAACCCUGCAGCAACUGUCUGCGCGCCCAAAGCGGGUCGUGCGUUUACGAGAAUGUUAACCAACCUGUCUCCCUCCAGAAUCGAGUUGGGCAGGGUGUCCUCCACCACUCCCAGGGCGUGUUGCCCAGUGCCGGAGCAUCCAACACCAGUGCCGCGGCCCUCCCCAGCGGGCCAUCGAGUUGGACAGGCCCAUCCACGCCGACCAGCCAAGUGUCCGCGCCAGACGAGGAGUCACGGCUGUUGAGGCUCCGUAUUCGAGAGCUCGAGGAAAAAUUGGCGACAGCGAGCCUGAUGCGAUCUCCAUCCACUUCUCUGGCUCCAUCUCUGGAUAUCGAAACCACCACUUCCCGUCUGAGUGGAACCUUCCACGUCCACUGCCGAAGACCUGCGAACGGUCAGUCGGAGACCAUCGCCCAGAGUGUCAGUCUAAAGUCGCGAUUGUUUGGACAGAGCCACUGGGGAGUCAGUGGGAUCUUUCUGAUCCGAGACAUACUGACCAUGCUCGAGCCCCACCUCACUGAGGGAACAUCCAAAGCAUGGAUGGGCAUGGAGAAGUGUAAAGCGCUGGCCCGGUGCAUCAAGGCACGGCGCGUGCUAUCCUUACCCUCGCUCCCGGCCUCCCAGUUGCCGCCCCGAGACCUCGCCGACCAGCUCGUUGAUGCCUACCUCUGUACCACCGAAUCAAUCUAUCGGAUUCUCCAUGUCCCCACCUUUCGCAGGCAGUACCGCGCACUCUGGCUCGGGGAUGGCAAACCAGCAGACGUGGGAUUUAACGCUCAGAUUAGGCUCGUGCUGGCAAUCGGCGCAGUCACAUACGAUGAUACAUUCUCCCUGCGCCCCUCCGCCCUGCGAUGGAUCCACGAGGCCCAGUUCUUGGUUUCACAACUGAAGUUUAAAUCAAGGCUAACAGUCCAGUCCCUCCAGAAUGACCUUCUUCUGCUCUUCGCGCAGGAACGGGUGGGUGCAGGGGGGGAGGCACCCUGGAUCGCUAUGGGCAGCCUGCUCCGGAACGCAAUGUACAUGGGCCUCCACCGUGAUCCAUGCAAUCUCCCGCAAUGCACAACCCUCAUGGCCGAAAUUCAUCGCCGACUCUGGAACACCAUCCUUGAGGUAAAUCUCCAGGCCAGUUUGUCAUCUGGGGGGUCGCCAUUGAUCGUGCUGGGCGACUUUGACACAGCCCCUCCGGGCAAUUUUGAUGACGAGCAGCUGGAGGUGACCGAUCCAGCGGCGACGGCAGGAUUCACAAAGACAACCAUCUCGAUAGCGCUCCGCCGAACUUUUCGGCAACGACUCGCACUCGUCAAGUUUCUGAACGAUGUGGGCUCACCUGGAACCUACAAGGAGACUCUUCGUCUGGAUGCUGAGCUGCGCACGGUGUACAGAGAGCUCAUUCACACGCUGCGACCAGGGAGCCAAUCUGGCGGCAGCCCGCUUGGCCCCUCACAGUAUGAGAUCCAGGUGGUGGAUUUCCUCAUGCAGCGGUAUCUCCUAUCGCUGCACACCCCAUAUUUUGGGUCCAGCCUGCACAGCACAAACUUUGUCUUUUCCAGGAAGAUGGUGGUCGAGUCCUCGUUGCGCCUAUGGGUCGCGGCCUGUCCCUCACCGCUUAUGGCCGGGUUGAACGAAUUUCGGCGAUUGGUGACAUGCAGCGCGGGCUUUUACCCCACCGUGAGCCUGCAUGCGGCCUUUUUGAUUGCUGUCGAGCUCCGGACGCAGUUACAGGAGGACGAGGGUCUGUGUCUCGUGCCCUUGCGGCCCGACCUCCUGGCCGUGCUCGAGGAGGCCAAAGCGUGGUGCCUGCAGGUGCUGGAGGCGGGGGAGACGAAUGUGAAGGGCUAUCUGCUCAUCAGCGUGGUAACAGGCCAGAUCCAGGGCUUGACGCGUGGCCUGCGAAAGGACGAGAUCGCCAGUCUCUUGAUCCAAGCAGUUGAGGAUGUGGGAGUGAGAUGCUUGCCGAUCUUGGAACGGUUGGAGGCUGCACUGCCAGAACAGGGAGUCGAUAGCCCUCCCGACAUCAGGGAGGAUUGUGAAUUCAUGGCUGCUUUUAAUAUGGGUGACACCGACCGAAUAGGCUUGUUGUUUAAUGAUGACCUUGAUUUGGAGAUGUAUUAA
Messenger RNA from Aspergillus udagawae, 2184 nucleotides. RefSeq lists its product as uncharacterized. NCBI's taxonomy places the organism in Eukaryota, Fungi, Ascomycota, Eurotiomycetes, Eurotiales, Aspergillaceae. Gene Ontology annotation, biological process: DNA-templated transcription; regulation of transcription by RNA polymerase II. The transcript is spliced from 3 exons. The record is from RefSeq and is a predicted model, not a curated record. Gene Ontology annotation, molecular function: DNA-binding transcription activator activity, RNA polymerase II-specific; RNA polymerase II cis-regulatory region sequence-specific DNA binding; zinc ion binding. Gene Ontology annotation, cellular component: nucleus. The coding region runs from base 1 to 2184 and encodes 727 amino acids.